AUGGCCACCAAGAUCUACAUCGUGUACUACUCGACGUGGGGCCACGUAGCGGCGCUGGCGGAGGAGAUCAAGAAGGGCGCGGACGAGGUGUCCGGCGUGGAGGCCACGGUGUGGCGCGUGUCCGAGACGCUUCCGGAGGAAGUGCUGGGGAAGAUGGGCGCGGCGCCGGCGCGCCAAGACCACCCGGUGCUCGCUCCACGCGACCUCGCGGACGCCGACGGCGUGCUCCUGGGCUUUCCGACGCGGUUCGGCAUGAUGGCGGCGCAGAUGAAGGCGUUCCUGGACGCCACGGGCGGGCUGUGGCAGAGCCAGGCGCUGGCGGGGAAGCCCGCGGGCGUGUUCCUCUCCACGGGCACGCAGGGCGGCGGGCAGGAGACCACCGCGCUCACCGCCGUCACGCAGCUCACGCACCACGGCAUGCUCUUCGUGCCUCUGGGGUAUACCUUUGGCGCCGGCAUGUUCGGCGUCGACGAGGUCAGGGGUGGCAGCCCCUACGGCGCGGGCACCUUCGCCGGCGCCGAUGGCAGCAGGACGCCCUCCGAGGCAGAGCUCGCCAUAGCCAGACACCAGGGCACCUACUUUGCCGGCAUCGCCAAGAAGCUCAAGGCCGGAGCCACGGCCCUCGCCGCCGAAGCCUCAGCGUCAGCUUGA
This is a messenger RNA of Miscanthus lutarioriparius, 651 nucleotides long. NCBI's taxonomy places the organism in Eukaryota, Viridiplantae, Streptophyta, Magnoliopsida, Poales, Poaceae. The record is from the annotation of a GenBank genome assembly.